Messenger RNA from Exophiala bonariae, 366 nucleotides. RefSeq lists its product as uncharacterized. The transcript is spliced from 2 exons. Bases 1 to 366 code for a protein of 121 amino acids. Lineage: Eukaryota; Fungi; Ascomycota; Eurotiomycetes; Chaetothyriales; Herpotrichiellaceae. The record is from RefSeq and is a predicted model, not a curated record.
AUGCCAAAUCGUGACGGCGUCUACUUCCUCGACUGCAGACGUGGUGAACAGGUUAAAACUGCACUGGCCUACUACAAGAAUUUUCAAAAUGGCGCAAAUGACAAUCAAUUUCCGGACGACAUUACCAACGUUACUGAAGCUGGAUUUGGGGUUUGGGAGACAGGGCAGACACAGACUGUAACUUUCGGUAACGGCACGAAAUUCAAUUUCAAUAUUGCCCCUGAUGCAGUGUCCAAGCCGGAUGGUGCGGUUGUUGGUACCGCGGAUAAUGGAUUCGAGACUUUCACUGUGUUCAAGGACCGCCAAAGAGUCUUGAUCAUCACGAACGAUGGCUUCCAGUGUACGACGAUCUACUUCGCUCACUAG